AUGCCAGUGGAGACACACGAAAUAAACUUGCAAGGUUUAUCUGGAGCAAUUUUUUGGACUUCCCUAUCCGCGGUUGUGUUCGUUGUUAUCGGCUUCUCGUCAGAUGGUUGGACACGCAUUCAAAAGACUAAUGUCUGGUCGGGACUCUGGGCGAGUCAUAAAUAUUCAGGGGCCUCUGUUUUUGCACACGAUGAUUGGUUCAAGGCAGUGCAGGCAAUGGCAUGCUUGUCAUUAAUCUUCUUAUCGUUUGCUUUCAUCCUCAUUUUGCUCUACAACUUCUUGCACAGCACGUCCUUGAGCAAGUCUCUGACCCUCAAGAUGAUGGUUGCCUGCUUGAUAGCAACAGUUUUGAUGAUUUUUAUAACCGUGGUAAUAUAUGGAGUGAAGGCGAGUGACUUCCAGCUGCAUUGGUCCUACGCGUUCUUCAUCAUCGGAGGUUUUAUCACCAUUGUCGUUCUCGUCCUCUCAUUCAUGCAGAUGAGGAGAGCCAGCAUCUUUUGA
Messenger RNA from Helobdella robusta, 501 nucleotides. RefSeq lists its product as hypothetical. The coding region runs from base 1 to 501 and encodes 166 amino acids. The transcript is spliced from 3 exons. The record is from RefSeq and is a predicted model, not a curated record. NCBI's taxonomy places the organism in Eukaryota, Metazoa, Annelida, Clitellata, Rhynchobdellida, Glossiphoniidae.